AUGCCUGCCCUGCUUGCUCUGUCUGCCUGUCAACAGCAGCAGCAGCAGCAGCAGCAGCAGCAGCAGCUCCGCACCACCACCACCACCACCAUCACCACCAUCAGGCUCUCCAUAGAGCGCACUGCGCAGCACAAGCACGCAGGCACGCAGCCGCCCGCCCAUCGGCACCGCACCAGCGAUCGCGAUACGGAUUAGAUACAGAGGACAGACGAUCGCCAUCGCGAUCGCCAUCGUGCAGCAGCCGUG
This is a messenger RNA of Aplosporella prunicola CBS 121167, 246 nucleotides long. RefSeq lists its product as uncharacterized. The annotation marks the transcript as partial. The transcript has 2 exons. NCBI's taxonomy places the organism in Eukaryota, Fungi, Ascomycota, Dothideomycetes, Botryosphaeriales, Aplosporellaceae. The record is from RefSeq and is a predicted model, not a curated record.